AUGGCCAUAUAUAGUAUAUUUUCAGAUUUCUACAGUUACUACUCCCAGUGGAAGCAUGGGAAGGUUCUCCUUGCUAUCACAUUAUCUUGGUUUUCCCUUGAUAUUGCAUUUUAUCAUGGUCUAGAUCUGAAUUCGAUUAUCCUCGCGGCUACUAACUGGACUGUGGGCAAGAAUGUUUACGACAUGCUGUACCGCAAUGCUGUCGGAAAUCUUAUCUUGAUCUGUGCUGGUGCUAUUCCUGGAUACUUGGUCACCAUUGCCAUCAUUGACAAAAUCGGACGGAAGCGUAUUCAACUCUUGGGAUUCCUCAUUCUAUUUGCCCUUUUUGCUAUUAUUGGCCUUGCUGACUUGAACAAUAAUGACAGCGGCCCAUUCUCUCUUUACGUUUUGACCCAGUUUUGCUUCAACUUCGGCCCCGUUUUCACUUACUUUUCAUUAAACUACACCUUCCAUCUCAUCUCCAACGUAACUCCCUGUCACAUUAAACUCGUCUCUACUCGACCAGAUCUUUAUGUUCGGUCUCAUCUAGACCUCCCAGGCUUGAUAUAG
Molecule: messenger RNA, 549 nt
Organism: Penicillium robsamsonii
Lineage: Eukaryota; Fungi; Ascomycota; Eurotiomycetes; Eurotiales; Aspergillaceae
Gene: phoD
Product: phosphate:H+ symporter
Exons: 3
Coding region: 1-549 (182 amino acids)
Biological process (GO): transmembrane transport
Cellular component (GO): membrane
Molecular function (GO): transmembrane transporter activity
Source: RefSeq, a predicted model, not a curated record